This is a messenger RNA of Columba livia (rock pigeon), 1935 nucleotides long. It is a transcript of the gene MIS12, whose product is annotated as MIS12 kinetochore complex component. The record is from RefSeq and is a predicted model, not a curated record. Gene Ontology annotation, biological process: mitotic cell cycle; kinetochore assembly; mitotic sister chromatid segregation. The transcript has a single exon. Gene Ontology annotation, cellular component: MIS12/MIND type complex; chromosome, centromeric region; nucleus. Lineage: Eukaryota; Metazoa; Chordata; Aves; Columbiformes; Columbidae. Bases 188 to 820 code for a protein of 210 amino acids.
CUGAUUGGCUGUGGGCGGUGCCGCUCUCCUGAGGGAGUUCGAACGAGGCGGGAAGCGGCUGGAGGGAGAGCGGCGGUCGGUACUGGCUCUGCGGGUCGCGGUGUGGGAGGCUGCGCCGGGUUCCCCUCAGCUCCGGCCUUCCCGCGGCCUGCGCUUCUCCUUCCCUCACCGGGUCUCCCCCGCCGCCAUGUCGGUCGAUCCCCGGGCCUACGAAGCGCAGUUCUUCGGCUUCACCCCGCAGACGUGCCUGCUGCGCAUCUACAUCGCGUUCCAGGACUACCUCUUCGAAAUCAUGCUGGUGGUGGAGAGCGUCAUCCUGAAGAAGCUGGAGCGCCUUCCCGACUCUAAAAUCACCCCCUUCCAGAUCCGGAAAAGCACGGAGAACUUUCUUCUCUUCAUGAGGCAGCAGUUUGAUAAACUCUUCGGUACGAUGGAAAAAGUGCUUCUGCAGCUGGUGUUAAACAUCCCCAAGAACGUGCUUCUCCCCGAGGACAAGGCCCACGAGCAGUACCCGUACAGCAGGGAGCAGUUCCAGGCGCUGCAGGACGAGAUCAAGCAGCUGCAGCAGCAGUUCCGGGCCGAGGCGGCCGCCGGGCAGGCGCUACGGGCAGAACUGGAGGAGCAAAAGGUGGUUCAGGCCGAGCUCGAGAAGAUUUUACAGUGGUUUGACGGGCUGGAGAAUGUCUGUAGGGAGCAUGGGACCGGCAACUUCAAAGAAAGCUUUGCGUUCUUGACACAGAACUCCAAGAAGCUGCGAGAUGUGCUGAAAGACGUGGAAGAGAAAAACAAAAAAAUACAGAAGUGUGAGCAGUUGUUGUAAUGGAAAUUCUGUAAAGGCAGUAAAAAUAAUUUGAAUGGGUUGCUUAAAAUGAUACAGGUUUAUCUUUCUGGAAGCAUCUGCCUUAAUCCCUUACUCCUUUAUUCCUGGCAGGAUCUAGACUAGAAGCUGCUGAAUGGUCAGUUUACGCCUAUUUUGCACCUCUCUAGGGAGGCAGGGAGAGGAAAAACCUGUAGAAUGUAACUCUGAAACUGGUGAUUUGGAAUAAGUUUUGGGUUGGAUAAUCUGGCCAUGAAUGCCCGUUCCUGACUUUAUGAAUGUCAACUCUGAACACAACGUAGCAUUUGUUUAUUGUAAGGAUUAUUUGUUUAAAAAAAGAUGCCUAAGUAAGACCUGUAGGAAGUGAAUUUCCAGACUGACACCAGUUCAGAGUUGGUGUUUCCAGCAGUGUGGAGGUUGGGGCUCUGUGCCAGCUCCCUGUGCUGUGCUGCACACGCAGGUUCUGCUUAAGGCCGAGGUGCCGUUCACUGUGUUUCCAAACCCAACAACAAGGACGUUCACAGAGAAGAGCGAGAUGGUAACACUGUUGUCAUGGCUCUGAUGAGAAAUAGAUCUGUUUGCAUCAAUACUGAUUUUCAACCCAAUUUCUGAAAUAUCUGGGUUAUUCACCUCCACAUGAGUUUGCAAGGAGGCAGCUUGUGUUUUCUUUAGGUGAGGAGCACAAGCUGCUCCAGAGACCGAGAGAACCCACUGGAGGAAAAGAGCAACUCAAUCACUUUGUUCUGCUUUAGCUUGUGGUGCUUUGUCUAUAUAUUUUGUUUUGAUAUUUUGUCACCCAGUGUCCUUUUUCUACUAAAUAUCCAAGUUCAUUUUACUCGUGUUUAAUCAGAUUUCCAUGUACAAAUGUUGUGAAGACUGACUGAAGUGCUCGAGUUCUUUGAAGUCACUUCAUUAAGCUUUUUCUAUCUGUACUUCCUUCACCAUACAUCAGUCUGUCUGCAUCUUUCUGUUUGCCUCAGCAGCUUUUGAAUCUACUGUACAGACACAUCAUGAAAUAUCAAUACUAAUUUCUAUUUUACUAAGAUAGAUGUUUGAAAGACAUCAAACUUGUGAGUGAUUUAGAAGUUACAGCAAUAAAAAUGUAUUAAAAGCAUAAA